Molecule: messenger RNA, 1904 nt
Organism: Eutrema salsugineum
Lineage: Eukaryota; Viridiplantae; Streptophyta; Magnoliopsida; Brassicales; Brassicaceae
Product: probable E3 ubiquitin-protein ligase ARI16
Exons: 3
Coding region: 109-1653 (514 amino acids)
Biological process (GO): positive regulation of proteasomal ubiquitin-dependent protein catabolic process; ubiquitin-dependent protein catabolic process; protein polyubiquitination
Cellular component (GO): ubiquitin ligase complex; cytoplasm
Molecular function (GO): ubiquitin protein ligase activity; ubiquitin conjugating enzyme binding; zinc ion binding
Source: RefSeq, a predicted model, not a curated record
CUCUGAACUAAGUUUUACGGCAAUCAUCUUCAUCCUGUGAGUUGAUUUUGUUUAAGCUUGAACCCCAAGCUACUAUAAACCCUACUCUUCCCUCUUCGAUCCGGUGCCAUGGCAACCAAUGGUCAGAGACUUUACUCUGUUCUCACGAGAAAAGAUGUUGGUGAGAAAAUGAUGAAAGAAAUCGAUCAGAUCUCCGAAGUCUUCUCGCUGUCGAAAUCCGAUGCAAUCGUCAUCCUAACCCAUCUCCGGUGGAACUCGUUUAAGGUUUCAGAUCGUUUGGGUGACGACAAGGAGAGAUUUCUGGCGGAAUUAGGGCUGGUUAGAGUUUCUGAUAUGAGUCAAGAAAACGAAUCAAUUGCUUGUUUUGCAGAUCAUAAGACCAAUUCUGAUGGCGUUGGAGAUUAUCUAGUCUCAACGCCCUUUUGUUCACACAAGUUUUGCAUAACUUGUUGGAGAGACUAUCUCAAUGAACUUCUGGAGAAGAAGAAGAACAACAACGAGGAAGACGGAGCAGUAGCAGUCCUCUGCCCUAACCCAGACUGUUCUGCGCCCGUUGGACCCGAUACGAUCGGAAAACUCACAGAGCCGGUGAAGGAGAUGUACGAGAGUUACGUCCUGGGAUCUUUCAUGGAGAGCAACAAGGACUCGAUCAGAUGGUGUCAUGCGCCGGGCUGUGACUACGCCAUCGAGCGUCAUGAGGAGGAUGUAUUGGUCGAAGAUGGUGAGACUUGCCUUGACUUUGGUGUGAUAUGUUUGUGUGGUCACAACUAUUGUUGGAGUUGCCAGCUCGAGCCACACCUACCCGUGACGUGCGAAAAUGCUGCUCUUUGGUGCAAUCGCACCUUGGAUGUGCUGAAGAACGUUGCUUGGAUCGCAGAAAACACCAAACCUUGUCCUCGUUGCAACACUCCCGUGCAGCGUGAUGCUAACUCUAACUUGAGAUUUAUGACUUGUAUCUGCAGUCAUAGCUUCUGUUGGCGCUGCUUUAAAUCAGAGGCAGAGCACAAGAGAAGAGGGAAGUGUGCUGAAGUCAAACCAAAGAAUGCGGAUUCUUCGGAGAUGUACACUCAUUACCUGAGUCUCUGGGAGUCAGGUCAUGAAGGUUUGGAGAAAUCCAAGUCCGAUCUCAAUUCCAUCGAGGAGAACGUCAUUCCAAGGCUAAUGGAGUGUGUAAGCCACGAAGACACCAUGGCUUUGAAAGAAGCCUGGCUUCUGAUGGUGCAGUGCAGACUUGUGCUCAAGUGGAGCUCUGUUUUCGAAUAUUUCAUACACGAGUACCAAAGGCUUGAGAAGCCGUUUGUGGAUCACCUGCGGAGAGAUGCAACCAUGACUAUGCUCAGGCACAAAGAAACUGUAGAGAAGGUGAUGAAUCUAGCCAUCUCAAGUGGAGAUUUCACUUUCUUCAAGCACAAAUUGGACACCUCCACAACGACAACCGGUAACUUCUUCCAUGAAUAUGUCAAGAAUCUUCUUAAAGAUGCUCUGCGUGAAGUUAAGGUUGAUUCUUCUGAGAAUGCAUCGGUCAGUUACUGGUUAUGCAAUCGCUGCAAGGUUAAGAACAGCUGGUCUGAUAGACAGUGUAAGAUGUGCUUUGUCCAUCUUGACUCUCCUAUUCCUCCUCCUCAUCCUAAUGUGGCUUUUGAUAACAAUUAACACCGCAAGUGUCUCAUCAACUAGUCCCAAACAAUCCAUUUGCGCGUCAAGGUGAAACCAAUUCAAUGGAAAUUUGAGUGAGAGUAGUGAUGAGUAAGAGGGGAUAUGUGUCAUAAGUGAUUGGUCUGUUUUCUGGUUUUAUGUAGCUUCUCAAUAAUUUCUUGUUUUGCUUUAUUUGUUUUCUGAUUCUCUUUCCAUUUUCCUUUCGGGUUUGUAAGGUGUUGAAACAUCAUCCAUCAUUAUUAUAUAAG